GUUGACAGGUGGGCAGAAUUGAGGGUACGGUGUGGACAUCGACCGUGGUCGAUGACAUUGCUGCCAAUCCAUGGUGGAGAAUGAGAUGAGGCAUACACAGCAAAACAACAGAAUACAAUCAUGUGGUGUCGGGGACGAUUUUAAUCUCGCAACUGAGUUCUUACUCGGUUAGUCGCUAAAAAGUUGGGAAUUUUCGACAGGGGUUUUCAGCAAAUAUUUACUGUGGAUUGAACAAGACGUGACAGGAAAACACCAGUAAUACCAACUACAGAUAAUUUGAUGUCUGGAAUAAUGAUUCUCUCGCAACAGUUCUUAAUAGGAUCUUCUCUAAAAGACCUGUUAUUUUCCGCGAAGAUACGUAGACAAAGGAUCUCAACUGAACAUUGCAAAUUUUGCAAGAGAUGCAAAGAAAAAGAAGAAGAAAGUUUCAGGUGAACCGUCAGCCGAUGUCCCAGGAUUAUAGUCCAUGGAAGUUCCUUGAUUGCUCUCUCCAAAGUCCAAGACACAUGAGCGUUUUUUUUAUUCGGCUAACAAAGACCUGAGGAACUGCUCAGCCCAGAGUGAGGCUAUCAGCGCAGCGCAACUGAACUAGAUCUAUCGAUCUCACAGCAUCUAUUUCAAUUGGUUUAUUUACAUUAGCGGAACAAGAGAUAUGAGAUUCCGUUGGAUUCGAUUGCAGUUAAUCAUUGAAUGAUGUCACCUAGAUUAAAUUCAACAGUUGUUCCUUGGUCACAUCCAAAACAUAAACAUGUCUUAUCGAGUCUUUGAGAGCGCUGAUAUCGCUAAAGACUACGCCCUCUAUCGUCCGUCUAUUCCUGAUGAUGUCACUGACGCUAUCAUUGACAAACUUCAAUUCAAGAAAUCAGAUUAUGAUUCCUUAGCGGUCGACAUCGCCUGUGGGUCAGGCCAGUUUACGCAGAGCAUUGCCCGACAUUUCGACCGCAUCAUCGGGUUUGAUAUCAGCAAAGCCCAGAUCGAUGAAGCAAAUAGUCAGAACCAGAGAGGAAACGUGGAAUAUAGAAUUUCAUCAGCUGAAAGGAUUCCACUGGAAUCCAACACGGUAGAUCUUGUAACCGUUUCUCAAGCUGCUCAUUGGUUGGACUUCCCUGCCUUCUGCGAUGAAGCUGACCGUGUUCUACGACCAGGGGGAUACAUCGUGGUCGUAUCUUCGAUACGGAAGACGUUGCACCAUAAUGAUCCCAUCUUGGAGGCUAAGAUCAACGAUUGCAAUGAUAGACACAUGAGUGUUCUGAAUGCAUAUCGGCUGAUCAGUCUAGAUGAGCUUCACACAUUCUAUGGAAAGCUCAAAUAUCCUUACCCUGAAAUAAUAAGGGAUACAAUAGGAGAAAACGUCCAAAUGUCGCCUGCUGAUUACCUUAAUCUAACCAAGACGAUGAGUUACUCGCUCAAAUAUAGAGAAAGUUAUCCGUGUGACACAUUUUUCCAAGAAUUUGAGAAAAGCCUGGUUGAGAUCUUGAAAAGUGAAGGAGAAAAUGAUGGCCGAUUCCGUCUUACUUUCUGGUAUGAUAUAUUCAUUGGUCAAAAAGGAUUACAAGUAUAAUCUUAGAAGAAAGGUUUAUCCUGACAUCAGUAUUGGUUAAGAUUAUUAUUUUUGGUUAGGCUAAAUAUACCUGAAAUAUAUAUUAUUCAACGGAAAGGAUGAAACCAAUAUGUGUGAUUCUAAAUAAAGGAGCGUCGUUAUUAUCCGUAAAAUGUCUUUGUAGCUUUUGUCACGAUGCUUGGCUUUUACAGAUUAGGUCCUAUAAAUUUAAAGAUAUCCCUAGAGGCUACAAUUUGGCUAAAAAUCGCCAUGGGACUUGGUCUAGUCAUGUUUAAUGUUAGAUGGUUAUCUAUGUCGCUGUAGGUUUCUCCUACCAUUCCCUGUAUUUCAUAUAAUCAUGUUGAUAAUCAGUGCAGUGCAGAAUGAGCCGUAGAUUGUGAUACAAAUUGUAAUUGUAAUUGAUGAAUCCAUGUAGAAAUGAGAUGAAAGUGAACGAGGAUAAUGAGCUGAAUUAAUGCUUGUUAGACUCUAUAGUCACACCAACGAAACCAACCAUGGUAACUAAUUUUGUUGAUCAGGGGGUGUUUCAUAAGCCUGAUAGUUUAAGUUACGAGCGACUUAAAGAACAAUUACUGGCGAACCUUUCUUUGGAACUAAAUAAUCACCAAUGAUCAUUAAUGGGGAAAUUCAUCAGGGGCGGAAAUCUCUCCCAAAGGUAGGGGGGACAAGGGGCUGGAAAAUUUGACAAGCAAAAAAAAAAAAAAAAAGUUAUCACCAAAAAUUUCAAGUCAUUUCGACGAAAUAAAUUUGACAAGCCAAAAAAAAGGUUAUUCCAAAGUAAGGUCAUCUCGUCCUAAAAUACAGGUUUUAUUUCGAUUUUGAAUGAUGAAUUCCUUACCAUCAUAAAAGACCAGAAAUAGUAGGGGGCCAUUUGAUAUUGUGUCCCCCUACUAUUUUGAGUUGUCACUCUGGGAUUUCCGCCCAUGAAUAUCAUUUACCACAAGAAAUGAUCACUCGUUCUUAAAGUCACUCUUAACUUACGAACAGCUUUAUGAAACGGUCCCGGCAGGGGUUUCACCGAUGUGACGCAAAAUGAUGUUGUUGUUUUUAUGCUGAUGCAAUUUUGAAGUAGGGAUAAAUUAAACAGGCAGGAGAUAUCUAGCAGCAAAAUGGCUUGAUACAACAUGUAUUAUCUUCAUUUUAAUGCACUUAAUUCUAAUAUUAGAUGAUAGGAGCAAUUACCAAACAUCGUUCAUGUACUCAGAUUGUUGACAAUGUACUCAAUGUCUAUCAAAUUUGCCUAUAGUAAGUGGAUGGCAGUCUGAAUUACCCCCCCCAUUUUCACCGAACAAGAGCAAUUAGCUUUACACUUUAUCAAAGAACGUCUUGGUUAACGAUAAUGUGAGAAGAAAGUUUAAGUUAUACUUACCGAUGGGCCUAAUGGAAGAACAAUACUGCCGUAUGAACAAAACUGAAUAUUGACUAUUCAUUCGAUAUAUAUGAUUUUGUUAUUUCUAUACGAAAAAUUCAAAACCAAUACUCCAAUAAGUUGUCAAAUUUAUAUCUAGUCAUUGUAUAGGUUCUUAUGGAAGAAAAUCAGUAUAACUUAUCAUGAAUAUAUUUUAUUUCAACGAGCGAUAUGUGUAAUCAUCAUUCAAACUUACAGACAAUUCCAUUUCUUGCUGAAUAGGUUAAGAAAUCUUAGCAAUUUAAAUAAAGUGCCAAUACAUAAGCUGUAUAGUUUACUGUACAUUAAAUCAUACAUGUGAUUCAGUUUGUGAUUAAAGUGAGUACAAAAUUAGUUCUUGUUAAGUUCUAUAUUUGCAGAUGAAUCCUGUCAAAUUCUCUUAAAGGCUGAUUUUAGUUUAGUUAAUCUAGUGUAUAUAUAUCGGGACUGCAUUGACAUCACAUUUUUACUGUGCUCUUUCGCAGUUUCCUUUCAUGUUCAUUUUUAUGCAUGUACUGUGAAUAUCUUUGGUACAAUUUUAGCAUGUUUAUCUUAUCUUGUAUCUCUGCCUCUCUUUACUCUUUUUUAAAAAUAUGUUUGAUGUAUUUCAAUGGACCUGAAUAAAUCAAUAAAUGAAAUGAAAUGAAAUCUUUGUUU
This is a messenger RNA of Lytechinus pictus (painted urchin), 3605 nucleotides long. RefSeq lists its product as uncharacterized. The coding region runs from base 749 to 1561 and encodes 270 amino acids. The transcript has 7 exons. The record is from RefSeq and is a predicted model, not a curated record. Gene Ontology annotation, molecular function: S-adenosylmethionine-dependent methyltransferase activity. Lineage: Eukaryota; Metazoa; Echinodermata; Echinoidea; Temnopleuroida; Toxopneustidae.